ACAAAGAAAAAUAGUUUUUAUCCAAUUGCCGUCAGGUGCAGAAGAACGGCGACAUAACUCUCCUUCUAUUACCGCACCGUAUAUAACUGUGAAGAAUUGUGAAAAGGUUCAAGCCAAUAUUUUUUAAAAUGAAACAACACUUCUUAUACUUGGCAGUGGGUAUUCUGGCUCUUUGUGUUGCAGCAGAAACUGCAUUCCAAUGUCCCAAACCGGAUGGCCAAUUCCCCGAUGACGUGCAAUGUGAUAAAUACUACCAAUGUGAUGAUGACGUGGCGAAAGAAAAGCUUUGUCCCGAUGGCUUAGUAUUUGAUCCUCUCAACAGGCAUAUCAACAAAUGUGAUCAGCCAUUUAAUGUAGACUGUGGAGACCGAACUGAGCUACAAGAACCAAAAUCUACAAAAUUCUGUCCUCGUAAAAACGGAUUCUUCGCACAUCCUGAUUCUUCCGUGUGUGAUAUUUUCUACAACUGCAUCGAUGGAGAUGCAUUAGAAAUGAAGUGUACGGUUGGCUUGCACUUUGAUGAAUUUGGUGGAACUUGUGUUUGGCCGGAUACUGCUAAACGCGAGGGUUGUGAAGCGCCACAGAAAAAAUCUCCCAGUGGUUUCGUUUGUCCCAAAGAUCGACCAAAAAAUGACGAUAAAGGCCAAGUAGUUACGCAUCCGAAGUUUCCCCAUCCAACAGAUUGCCAAAAAUUCCACGUCUGUUUGAAUAGCGAAGACCCCCGAGACCUCGCUUGUCAGUUGGGUGAAGUAUAUAAUGAAGAAACAGAGAUGUGUGAUGCUCCGGAGAACGUGCCUGGGUGCGAGGAUUGGUACAAGGAUUCUGAUGACAAAAAGGAAUAAACAUAAUUUUCUUUGUCAAAGUACUUUCGUGUACAAACAAACACAUACCUAGAUAGUGCAUCUGCCUAUGUAUGUAUGUGUUAAAAACUUUGCGAUCGCCAAAAGUUGCAGCAGCCAUUUGCAUGUAUAAAUAUUAGUAAGCUAUUUUUAAUUAAAAGCGCGCGUUUAAGCUUGUAAAAAGUUUCUAUGAACAAUGAAAAAAUAAAUUAUACGUUUUAAGAUUUUAUGAAUCAUUAAUAGAUUCUCAUGGUUUAGUGACCGACAAAA
This is a messenger RNA of Anastrepha obliqua, 1109 nucleotides long. Its product is annotated as protein obstructor-E. The transcript is spliced from 4 exons. The record is from RefSeq and is a predicted model, not a curated record. The coding region runs from base 129 to 842 and encodes 237 amino acids. NCBI's taxonomy places the organism in Eukaryota, Metazoa, Arthropoda, Insecta, Diptera, Tephritidae. Gene Ontology annotation, cellular component: extracellular region. Gene Ontology annotation, molecular function: chitin binding.